AUGAUGAGUAUGAUGGAGCAAGAACUAAAACAGAUGACCGACUACAAUCAUAUAUGGCCGGGAGUGGGUGGGUUUCAACUCCCACCCACAUCCACAAGUCAUUUGGCUGCUCAGAAUGUUCCUGAUGAUCUCUCACCCGCUCCUGAUUCACCAGAUUCUUCGAAGGACGGAAAAAAGAAUGAUGACAGAGUGAAACGCCCAAUGAACGCAUUCAUGGUGUGGAGUAGGAGCAAACGCAGGUUGAUGGCUCAGGAGAAUCCUAAAAUGCACAAUUCCGAAAUUAGCAAAAGGCUCGGAGCGGAAUGGAAGUGUCUGAGUGACACCGAAAAGAGGCCUUUUAUCGAUGAGGCCAAACGAUUACGUUCGAUUCAUAUGAAGGAACAUCCUGAUUAUAAAUAUCGUCCGCGAAGGAAAACGAAAACUUUGCAAAAGAAAACACUUCCAAUAGGACCUUUUUCAACACUGGAUUCUUUGAAACCUCAGGCGUACAGCUCAGUCCAACCAUGGAAUGGUAACACUGCAUAUCCAUUCGACACCUCUUACGGACUAUAUCCUCGAACAGGAUACGAAAUGCUUAAUCAACUACCGUAUCUCGACGGCUCACCAUCACAGUACACCCAUCCUCCCCUUGGUAGCGCUUAUCCCGUAAACUACCUCACUCCAGCCCCUGUAGUCAAGUCUGAAGUAGAAGCCUCUCCUGAGAACACUGAAACUUCUCUGGACCCUGGUCAUUUUCGGGCAUUUUAUGAUCCCUCCAAGGAUCCAAUGACAUCGAUGUAUUCAAAUCCGCUUUCAUAUUCGUCCCUUGAAAGCAUGGGACUAACGCAGUCCAUGCCUCAGUCUCAUGUCACCUCUUAG
This is a messenger RNA of Haemonchus placei, 858 nucleotides long. Lineage: Eukaryota; Metazoa; Nematoda; Chromadorea; Rhabditida; Trichostrongylidae. The record is from the annotation of a GenBank genome assembly.